Messenger RNA from Prunus armeniaca (apricot), 261 nucleotides. Lineage: Eukaryota; Viridiplantae; Streptophyta; Magnoliopsida; Rosales; Rosaceae. The record is from the annotation of a GenBank genome assembly.
AUGCAGCCGGAUGUCCCGUCUGCCCCGGAGUUUUUGGCUCCCGUUCCGCGUGGGUUUGGCGUUGACAGUGCCGUACGCUUCUCUCGUAGGGUUUCGUUUUCGUGGGCGCCCUUGGUGAGUUUAUUUAUUCGGAUGCCGCCCGUACGCAACACACACCCAAUCCCUACAGCCACACACCCCAUACCAAAGACACCACAGUUUCCCGCACACCCCACACACAGCUGCCACCCACCCACAGAUUAUUACACAAGCCACCCAUAA